AUGGUGGUUUUUGUCAAAGCUCGGGUUCUGAGGAUGACAUUACCUCCACCAUCGGUUACAAGAUAUUACAUUCACGUGAUGAAUGGGUUAAGCAACGCCGAUUUGAUUGUGCAUUGCCAGUCGAAGGAUGAUGAUUUGGGGUAUCACCAUUUGGCUAACCGGGGAGAUGAUUAUCAGUGGAACUUUAAAGAGAACUUUUGGCAAACAACUCUAUUUUGGUGCAAACUAGAGAAGCAAAAUGUGCAUGUGUCUUUUGAAAGCUUUUGGCCCGAGUCUAAGAGCACUUGGCUACGUGAUAGGUGUGGGUAUCAAGGAACUUGUAUUUGGACCGCGAAAGAUGAUGGAAUUUAUUUGAGAAAUAUGCCUGCUAAUAUCGAUGAGUUUGUUCAUAAAUGGAUCCCUACAAAAUGA
Messenger RNA from Cucumis melo (muskmelon), 411 nucleotides. RefSeq names its product S-protein homolog 1-like. The record is from RefSeq and is a predicted model, not a curated record. Lineage: Eukaryota; Viridiplantae; Streptophyta; Magnoliopsida; Cucurbitales; Cucurbitaceae. The coding region runs from base 1 to 411 and encodes 136 amino acids. The transcript has a single exon.